AUGGCGGACCCAGGGAUGUUGAGUUUAUUUGCGGACGAUGCAGGGCUGUUCUCAGAUGGAUUAGAUGGUAUAGGAGACUGUUUUCCUCAGCAGCCUACUCCAGGCCAAUCCAACACUCUACCCAGGCAGACUAAUCCCCCUCUCAACCACGAACACCAGGGAAACAGGGGUUACCACCAGGGCAUGCUCCUUGGUAGUGGGCCAGCACAACCUAAAUUAGGCCAAAUCUAUGACCACAGCACCUAUGCAGGCUAUGACCAGGCCGGCGCUCCUGCAGGAAGAAUGAUGUCUCAGAAUGGUCCGAGCCAGGGGCCACCAAAUGUCAAUGCAACAAUGAAUGGCAUGGCUUCUCAUUAUCAUAAUAACCCAUCCAACUCAAAUAACUCCCAUCAUGGUUACCAAGGUGAUGCUGGGGCUGGAGCAAGUGGAGCUGGUGUUUGGGGCCAACCGCAUCAAAGUAGAUCACCAUAUCAUCAAGCAGCAGCACAACCAGGGAGUGGACCCAACCAGAUGGGAGCUUUCCAAAUGUCUCAAGGCAACUACGGUGGGAUGCAAGGACAACCCACAUCCAACCCAGCUCGAAUAAACCAACAUUACCCAACACAGAACAUGGCUCACACACCUACUCAAGACCCCUCUCACUACAUGGGACAUGUUGGAAUGGUGGGCGGUCAAAUGAGACACCCACAGCCACAAAGUCAAGGCUAUUCCAAUUUGAACCACACAACUACAUUUCCACAUUCUCCUUCGCGACAACCUCCACACCCUCAUCAACAUCAGCAAAGCAUUGGUGGGUUUGGGGGUGGCCAGUACCCUGGCUAUCAAGCCCAGUAUGGUGCCAUGGGUUCUGGAAUUGGCCAGGGUGCCAAUGCUACUGUGGGUAGUAAUGCCAGCCCAGCUAUGGGACCUGUACAGCUUGGCCAAAGGUUUAAUCAGGGAUCCGGCACAGCUUCUGGGCAAUCUGGGCAGCGAUACCCCUCUGGACCAUCCCACCAGACACAUUCUGUCCCAAUGCAGCCACAGCCGGCAGGGCAACAAGGCCCGCCUAUGCACCCCCUUAGCCACUCCCAGCCUCCAAAUCAAGCCCAAUCCCACCUUGCUCCCCCAGCUCAGGGAUCCUACCCCUCUCCUUCAUCAAUGUCCCCCAUGCGGGUUCUGGGAACCCCAACGCCUCCACCCCAACAGGUCAGGCCCCCCAGUGCAGGACUAGCUGUUCCCACAGAGGUUACUGGAUACACAACUCUGCAGCCUACACCUAAUUCUAUUGCACAUCCUCAGAGACCUCCGCAAACAUCGUUGUCUGCACCCCACCAACACCAGCAGACCCACAGUGUACCUCCCAAUGUAGGGCAGAUGUACCCCAACAUGGGACCACAUCGUGGUCCCCAACUUGGUCCAAAUCGCCCCUCACUCCAGCCACAAGGGCCUCAUGAGUCACCAGUCAGCAAAGUGGGAGAACAGCAUAUCCUCCAUUCCCAGCAACAAGCCCCUCGAAGCGGCCAGCCCAUGCAGCCUUCUGCUGUCGGUUUCCAGGGUCCGUCUGUCAAUCAGCAUGGAGCCCUUCCCAUGAACCAUGGUUUAAUGCCACCUACCCAAAAUAUUCAGACGCCGCACACUCACCUGUCCUCCCAUCCACUACACAGCACACCCCCUCCCCACAACCAGGCCUCCCACCAUUGGGCAGCACCGCCUUCUGCCUCACACCCACUCUCCUCACCCCCGACUACCCCUCAGAAAGUGCCUAAUAUUCAGCAUUCCCCAAUGGACCCAUCUGCCGAUGCCUCAAUGAUGGUUCCUGAUAGACCGACUAGUAGCACUGAUGAUGUUAGUCAGGCUGUCUGCACCGGGCAGCCCGGUGAUCAGGAGAUUAAGCCAAAAAAGAAGAAGAAGAAGAAAACAAAAGUAGAAGAUGGAGUAGAUGAAGGAAAGAAAAGCAUGACAAAAGGAGGGGAAGAUGUCAUGUCAGAAUUUACUUCAACAGGGUGUGAGCAGGGUGUUGGCAUGGGAAUUGGAGAUGGAAGCUCCCUACCUGUUGAGAAGAAAAAACGGAAAAAGAAACCAAAGGAUAAGGCAGAGGGGACUGAGGCCAAAGAGCCUAAGACCCCCAAGACGCCGAAAACACCCAAGACCCCCAAAACUCCCAAAGAACCGAAGGAGAAGAAAGUCAAGAAUUCCACGCCCAAGGCCAAGAUGCCCAAAAAGUCCAGCAGUAAGAAAGCAGAGUCCGAAGAUGGCGCCAUCGCUACCAAGAAGGACUCCAAGAAGAAACGGGAUUUGUCAGCCUGUGAAAAUGUGGAGGUGAAGUCUCCGCCUUCCUCACCUAUUGAGGAGGAGGAUGAAGAUGGUGUGCAGAAGCGACGCUCCAGCCGUCAAGUGAAGAGGAAGCGGUAUACAGAAGACCUGGAGUUCCGAAUAUCGGAUGAUGAUGACAGUGGAGACGAUUCACCGGCACCGAAGUCCCCAUCGUCAACAACCCAGCUGCAGGACGUGGCGGAAGCUGAUGGGCCAGUUGUGGAGAAGAUAAUGGGUGUGCGUACCUCCAAGAAACAGCUGGAGUCACACGAGGAGGUGGAGGUUGAGGAGUUCUAUGUCAAGUUCAAGGGCUUUUCGUACCUCCACUGUCGUUGGGCAGAGUUAGAAGAACUGGAGAAAGACAAGCGAAUACAGCAAAAGGUCAAGCGAUUUAAGGCCAAGCAACUUCUCAACACCUUUAUCAAUGAGAUGGAUGAUGAGCCUUUCAACCCAGACUAUGUGGAGGUGGACCGCGUCUUGGACAUUUCAGAAAGCAUGGAUGAAAACGGGGAGCUGGUGACCUUAUAUUUGGUGAAAUGGUGCAGUCUACCAUAUGAAGACUCCACCUGGGAACUAAAGGCAGAUAUUGACCAGUCAAAGAUAGAGGAAUAUGAACGUAUCGCUGCACGCACACCCAACACUAACAAAGUGGAUCGGCCUUCAGCUACUGAAUGGAAAAAGUUGGAAGGUUCAAGAGAAUACAGGAACGGCAACGCACUCAGGGAAUACCAACUAGAAGGCCUCAACUGGCUCACCUUCAACUGGUACAACUCACGAAACUGUAUAUUGGCUGAUGAGAUGGGUCUCGGAAAAACUAUCCAGUCCAUUACAUUCCUCUACGAAAUUUACAUGAAGGGCAUUCAGGGGCCGUUCUUGGUUAUUGCCCCACUCUCUACAAUUCCUAACUGGGAAAGAGAGUUCAGGACUUGGACUGAGCUUAAUGCUGUGGUCUAUCAUGGCAGCCAAGCUAGCCGCAGAACCAUCCAGGCCUAUGAGAUGUACUUUCGAGAUACACAGGGUAAAAUAAUAAAGGGAGCUUAUCGGUUCGACGCUGUGAUAACCACCUUUGAGAUGAUUCUGGCCGACUGUCCAGAGCUUCGCGGGAUCCCUUGGCGCUGUGUCGUAAUAGACGAAGCCCACCGCUUGAAAAACCGUAACUGCAAACUACUGGAAGGACUCAAGAUGAUGGACAUGGAACACAAAGUUCUGUUAACAGGGACUCCUCUUCAAAACACAGUGGAGGAGCUGUUUAGCUUGCUCAACUUUCUAGAGCCAGAACGUUUCCCAUCAGAACAAACUUUCAUGACUGAAUUUGGAGACCUUAAGACCGAAGAACAGGUUCAGAAUCUGCAGGGCAUUCUGAAACCCAUGAUGUUGAGAAGACUAAAGGAGGAUGUUGAAAAGAACCUAGCCCCUAAGGAGGAGACGAUCAUUGAGGUGGAGCUCACAAACAUCCAGAAGAAAUACUAUCGAGCCAUUCUGGAGAAGAACUUCUCCUUCUUGUCAAAAGGGGGUGGAGGGGGAGGAGGAGGUGGUGGUGGUGGGGGUGGAGGAGGGGGAGGUGUCCCCAACCUCCUCAACACCAUGAUGGAGCUAAGGAAGUGCUGUAACCAUCCCUAUCUCAUUAACGGCGCAGAAGAGAAGAUCAUUGAGGAAUUUCGGGACUCCCACAGUGGAAUGGACAUGCCAGACAUGCCCCUGCAAGCAAUGGUCCAUGCUGCUGGAAAGCUGGUGCUCAUUGACAAGCUACUGCCUAAACUGAAGGCGGGCGGUCACAGAGUCCUGGUUUUCAGUCAGAUGGUCCGUUGCCUGGACAUUUUGGAAGACUAUCUCAUCCAGAAACGUUACCCCUAUGAGCGCAUUGAUGGCAGAGUUCGUGGCAAUCUGCGACAGGCAGCCAUAGACCGCUUCUCUAGACCAGAUUCUGACAGAUUUGUUUUCCUGCUGUGCACGAGAGCUGGCGGACUUGGCAUUAACCUGACAGCAGCAGAUACUUGCAUUAUCUUUGAUUCUGACUGGAACCCACAGAAUGACCUGCAGGCCCAGGCAAGAUGCCAUCGUAUCGGCCAGUCCAAAGCUGUCAAAAUAUACCGUUUAAUCACAAGAAACAGUUAUGAGAGGGAAAUGUUUGAUAAAGCCAGUCUGAAGCUUGGUCUUGACAAGGCUGUCCUCCAGAGCAUGAGUGGGCGUGAGAAUGCCAAUAGUGGGGUUCAGCAAUUGUCCAAGAAAGAGAUUGAAGACUUACUGAGGAAGGGAGCUUAUGGUGCACUCAUGGAUGAGGAGGAUGAAGGCUCCAAAUUCUGUGAAGAAGACAUUGACCAGAUCCUUCAGAGGCGCACGCACACCAUAACCAUAGAGUCUGAGGGCAAAGGGUCUACCUUCGCCAAGGCCAGUUUUGUUGCACCAGGCAACAGAACAGACAUUUCUCUGGAGGAUCCUGACUUCUGGCAGAAAUGGGCCAAGAAAGCAGAACUAGACCUGGAUGCCAUCAAUGGACGGAACACACUGGUGAUAGACACACCAAGAGUAAGAAAGCAGACACGUCACUAUAGCAGUGUGAAAGAGGAUGAGAUGAUGGAGUUCUCGGAACUGGAGAGUGAAGAUGAAGAACCUAGCAGACCUGUCUCCAAACCACGGCGGCCCCAAGACAAAAUCCAGGGCUACCCUCGAUCUGAGUGCUUCCGAGUGGAGAAGAACCUUCUAGUCUACGGUUGGGGUAGAUGGACUGACAUCCUGGCUCAUGGCCGCUUCAAGCGACCCCUGAAGGAGGCUGAUGUGGAGACAAUCUGCCGAGCUCUCCUAGCAUACUGCCUGAUGCAUUACCGUGGCGAUGAGAACAUCAAAAGCUUUAUAUGGGACCUGAUCACUCCAAGCGAAGAUGGAACAACUAAGACAUUGACCAAUCACUCAGGUCUAUCAACACCAGUACCUCGAGGCAGAAAGGGCAAAAAAGGGAAACCCACUGGUCCAUUGCCGCAGACACCAAGAGCAGCUUGGCUUGCAAGUUGUAAUCCUGAUCAUUUACUGCAAGAGGAUAGCUACAAGAGACACUUGAAGCAUCACUGUAACAAGGUGUUGCUGAGGGUGAGAAUGCUGUAUUAUUUGAGACAGGAGGUCAUCGGAGAUCAAGCUGAACGCAUUCUGGAUGGAGCAGAGUCCAGUGAGUUGGAUAUCUGGAUCCCCCAACCAUUCCACGCGGAGGUCCCCACAGACUGGUGGGACACGGAGUCAGACAAAUCCUUGCUAUUAGGUGUCUUCAAACAUGGCUAUGAAAAGUAUAACUCCAUGCGAGCUGACCCCACCCUGUGUUUUUUGGAGAGGGUGGGUAUGCCCGAUGCCAAGGCUAUUGCCGCCGAGCAGAGGGGCAAUGAUAUGAUGGCAGAUGGCGCCGAAGGUGAGGAUGAAGAUCCAGAAUACAAGCCACUCCGGAUGACUUUUAAGGAUGAAAUGGAUGAUUUCACCAAUUCUCCUCUAGAUGACAUUGGGGAAGGAGAAGCAGAAGGUAAAUCUGAUGAAAACGGUCAAGGUGUGCCUUCCACGGGCGGUGCCUCAGGUUCCAACGAGCGACUCUAUUGGCCGGCCGCUUCAGCUCUGACAGCCCGUCUGCGCCGCCUCAUUACUGCCUACCAGCGUUCCAAUCGAAGAGAGCAGCUCCGUCAGGAGGCCCUCAAUAGACCCGACGGGCGCAGAAGGCGACGCCGGGACUUCCUGCCGACCAUUGCAAUGGUUACAGAGGCAACGGGAGGAGCGGCAGCAUAUUUGCAAGAUCCGACAACGGUCUUCAUGGCUGAAGGAACUCCGUACUUAACUAAAGGAAAUGCGUAUUUUGCUAAAGGUGGACAAUUUAUAACUGAUGAGUCACCGGUGUUGACCACAAGUGCCCUGUUGACUGAUGGAGCGAUGUACUACAAGGAAAGACGUCAAAGAUGGACUCGUCGUGAGGAGGCGGACUUUUACAGAGUUGUGUCCACAUUUGGAGUUGUCUUUGACAUCCAGCGUCAGAAAUUUGACUGGACACAAUUUCGAGCGUUUGCCCGUUUGGACAAAAAGACCGACGAAAGCCUGGAGAAAUAUUACUAUUCGUUCAUUGCAAUGUGCAAACGUGUCUGUCGUAUGCAGGUCAAAACUGACACAGAACUGCCCGACCCAACACUGAUCAUCGACCCCAUCACAGAGGAACGUGCUUCCCGCACUCUGUAUCGUAUCGAAUUGCUUCGGCGCAUCAGAGAACAGGUUCUCCCUCAUCCGCUGCUCCCUGAACGCCUCAAACUCUGUCAGCCUUCGCAAGAUCUCCCAGAGUGGUGGGAGUGUGGCCGCCAUGACAGGGACCUCCUUAUUGGCGCCUCAAAGCACGGUGUGAGUCGAACAGAUUAUCACAUCCAAAAUGAUCCUACCUUGUCUUUUCUGGAGGCACAUCAACGCAUCACGAGUCAGCGAGGGACCAUUGUCAGCAUGGGAGAACUGUGCAAAAGUGGCAUAGGAGCAGUGGAGAGCAGCCCUUUGGCUCUGCUCACACCUGCAGAACUGGCCGCGGUCGCAGCUUCUGCCGAAAUGGCUAUCGCGAAAGCAGAAGCACAGGAAAUCCUGGUGAAAACUGAGCAAGAUGAUGUCAAGACUGAAAUUAAAACAGAGGCUGAAGACGAGGACGCCAGUGUAAAGACUGGAACUCCUGAAAAAAUGGAGGAAAAUGCAGUCGACGUUAAAAAUGAGAAAGAAACAUCAGAUUCACCCGUGUCUGAUGUUAAAGAUAAUGUGAUUCAACCGGUAGCAGAAAAAGAAACGAGCGGAGAAACGAAAGUGAACACCGACAACGUUUCCCAAUUGACUGAAGAAGGCAAAGAAUUGACUGACGAGAAGGCAAGCGUGGCUCCUGUUGACACCGCCGACGACCAGAUGACAUUGAAGGCUCCGGAAAAUCCUGAAGCGCAAACAGGCCAAAAUCUUGCAGAGGAAGAAGACCGAGUGGAAAGGGAGGACUGCAAGUCUCUGAAGUCACCUGAUGCAGAGAAAAGCCUGGAAGAGGAAGAGGAGGAUAGGAUGGAUGAAGAUGACAAAUCAGAGAAAUCUUCGCAGGCUGAAGCGAGCGCCGUGUCUGAGCAGAAGAACUUUGACGAGGAGAGCAUUGCAUCUUUGAGCACGUCCGCUCGAGAUGAAACCAGAGAUGGCUUUUGCCCUGAUGACCUGCCAGAAACGUCUGCUUUGCAGGCCUUACAAGACAGAACGUAUGCCUUCACACUCUGGCCUAAGGAUCGAGUGAUGAUUAACAGGAUGGACAACAUCUGUGAGGCUGUCCUGAAGGGCAAGUGGCCGAUCAACAGGCGCCACAUUUUUGACUUUCCUAGCAACCUGUUGCCAGGUCAUGGGUCCGCAGUCAGCACUGCGUCAGUAGCCACGGCAAGUGAGAGCCCUCUGCACAGGCGAAGUCUGGGUGAGCUAACUGUGAGCGGGAUCCACACCUCUUACAGUGGGAUCGAGGAUAAAACGCUUUCACCACAGGUUCAUGACGAUCCUCUGGGCCUGACAGUACCUCGUCAGAGGAGGAGGAGAAGGAGGAAGAUUGAGAUUGAAGCAGAAAGAGCGGCCAAGAGGCGCAACCUGAUGGAGAUGGUUGCUCAACUGAGGGAGAGCCAUGCUUCCCUCGAGUCCCAAAAUCAAGCUAUUGAUCUCACAAAGGGUAUGCACCAUCAACACAAGAGCACUCCGUCGUUGGCCGGCUUCCCCAGCGCUCUGGUAACAAACCCCUCCCUCAAGGCCCAAAUGGAGCUGCUGCAACAAGCCCCGCCCUCCGGUCACAGAGCCAACGGUUCGCUGGAAGCUGACCUGCCGAUGAUGAGGAGGAGGCGGGGACGAAGGAAAAAUGUAGAGGGCUUAGAGCUGCUGUUUAUGGGCAACAAAAGAGUCGGAGGGGAUGAUGGUGAUGGGAACAAGGUGUCAGGGGGGGAAGGCGCUCAGGAUACCGCCCAUGCCCACAGACCCCUCGCAGUAUCGGAGCAGAGCCCCAGUGGAAUAUCUCUUGCCUCUGGUAGUAUGGAGGAGGAAGAGGCGACAGUUUCCAACAAAGAACUUGGAGAGUGGCUGAGGCAGCACCCCACGUUCACCAUGGACAUGUCUGGAUUUACACCAAAGAACGAAGAGUUACUGCUGUCUCAAUUCUCAAAGCCCAAGCAAAAGCGUCAUCGCUGCCGAAACCCCAACAAGAUAGACAUCAACACCCUCACAGGAGACGAGAGGGUGCCUGUGGUCAACAGAAGGAAUGGACGCAAGAUGGGCGGGGCAAUGGCUCCCCCAAUGAAGGAACUUCCUAGAUGGUUACUGGAGAACCCGGAGUUUUCAAUUGCACCUGAUUGGACAGAUAUUGUCAAACAGUCGGGUUUUCUCCCAGAAGCCAUGUUUGACCGGUUGUUGACGGGUCCUGUCAUUAGGGAAGAGGGGGUCCGUCGUCGGGGGCGACGGCCCAAAUCGGAGAUCGCCAAAGCGGCCGCCGCAGCUCAGGCGGCAGCUGCGGCUCAGGCCGCUCAGGCUUCGUUGGCCACCGCUGCUUCGUCGGCCGGAGGCAUCAAUCCUUUGCUGCUGAACAGUCUGUUUGGAGGGAUGGAUCUGUCGUCGCUGCAGAGCCUCCAGUCCCUCCAGUUGGCGGCGGGUCUCAUGGCUUUCCCGACCGCCAGCGAUCCCAAGCAGGCGGCCGCCAACGCCGCAGCCGCCUCCAUGCUCCCCCUCAUGCUACCCGGCAUGGGGGGCUUGCCCAACAUGGCCGCAGCCAUCCCCAACAUGUUCACCCUCGGUGGGCUGUUCGGCGGAAACUUGGCGACGGCUGCCACCGCCGACUCCACGACAGCCUCUGGCUCCGGGAACACCAACGGUACCGCGGAGGCGGACGGGGGAGAAGGCGAGGAAGCCGCGGCGACUAAGAGGAAAAGAACGGAAGAAGAUGUUGAGGAGGCUGGAGAAAAGGAGGAUGAGGAGGGGGAAGCUGAUGGGAAUGAAUGUGAAAACGCCACUAAGAAGAUGAAGCUCGACAAGGAGGAUGAAGAAGAUGGAGAGAAGACAGAGAAACCCCAAAGCAAUCGGAGCGCAGGUCCACAGAUGCCGACGACUACGCCGGCCGACUCUAUCAACGGCGAGGCCGCCGCCCUGCUGGCCGCCGCCGGCAUGUCUGCCAAUUCUCUGGCGUUCAACCCUUUCCUCCUCUCCACAAUGGCUCCCGGCCUCCUCUACCCCUCCGUGUUCCUCCCUCCUGGCCUCGGGGGUCUCGGCCUGCCCGGUUUUCCCGCCGCCGCCACUUUGGCCGAGCUUCAGAGUGCCAUGGGAACACCGGGGGGCGACGCCGCGGCCGCCAAGCCUUCCAGAGACGAGGAGGUCGAGGGGCCUAAAGCGGCGGACGAAGAGGAGGAGGCGGCGCGUGGGGUGGAGAGUGACUUGGCCGAGGAGAGCGCAGUUGCGAAGGAGAACAGAAGCGAAGCGGACGAAUCGCUCGUGGAGGACGGAGGGAUGAUCGAAGAAGGCGAGUAG
Molecule: messenger RNA, 9801 nt
Organism: Nerophis lumbriciformis (worm pipefish)
Lineage: Eukaryota; Metazoa; Chordata; Actinopteri; Syngnathiformes; Syngnathidae
Source: RefSeq, a predicted model, not a curated record